AUGUCAACUAAAAGUGAUACAUGGUAUCACUUUGUAAAAAAGGGAUCAAGUGGCGUAUGCAAGUAUUGUCAUGUCGAAGUUAAAACAUGCGGGAAUACAACAAACUUACGCAACCAUUUAUUACGAAGACAUCCAUCUAUUCAGUCCACAAAUGAAGAUAUUGCUACUACGUCGACAUCAAAGGAAAAAUUUGGCAUAAAUGAUGCUUUGAGUUCGACCAGUUCAAAAGAGUACUAUGAUUCUGACUUAGAAAAUAUAGCUUCAUCAUCAGUAUCACUGAAAAAAUCAAAACUUAAUCAGCUAACUAUAGAUUCAUGUGUUGAUAAUAUUAAAGCAUUUAGUGAAAAAGUUGCAGCAGUUGUUACUGAUAAUGGUGCGAAUAUCGUCAAGGCCGUAACAAUUGCAUUUGACAAACAAAAACACUUAUGUUGUUUCGCCCACACUUUGAAUUUAGUAGCUCAAAAACCUUUUGAAGAAGAAGCUGCUGAUGCUCUUCGUAAAGCGCAAAAUGAUAUAGCAGUACCACUCAAAUUGAUUCAGUCAGUUUGCACAAGAUGGAAUUCAAUUUACUAUCAGCUAGUUCGGUUUGUAAAGUUAUCUGAGCUACUUGCCCCGAUAUUACUCAAUUACCCGAAAGCUCCACCUAUGUUAACAGCCAGUCAACUGGAUGGUAUUAAAGAUCUUAUAAAUAUUUUAAAACCUAUGGAAGCUGUGACGAAAGAAGUAUCCGUAGACAAAUUUGUAACGUCAAGCAAAAUUAUACCAAUAGUUUCCUGUCUUUUGAAAACAUACAGUACAAUGAAGACGGAAACAGAUGUCGGUGCUGCAACCAAAAAUUUAAUAUUGGAAGAAUUAAAAAAGAGAUUUGGUACAGUGGAACAAGUACAUGUGUUAGCUAUCACCACACUACUGGAUCCAAGAUUCAAGAAAAUUCAUUUUUCUAACAGAAUAGCAUGCUCCAGACCUAUUGAUAAAAUUAAUAGUAUGAUUGUAGCUUCAAAAAAACAAUUGGAGAAUAAAUUAAGUAAUGAAGAUUCAGAGAAUAAUUUGGAAUGCCAGCUGAAGGAAGCAGAAGAAUCUAAUAUUUGGGAAUUCCAUAACAUAUUAGUAAAAAAUCCGCUACAAUUAUUUCAAGCAGAAACUGAAGGACAAGGUUUACAAGACGAAUUGAAACAUUAUUUAACACAGCCUGUCGUCGACUUUAAAACGACGGCUCCUAUUACAUAUUGGUAUCACCAAAGAAAUUCGUUGUACAGCUCAAUAACGCCGAUUGCCAACAAAUACUUUUGCAUAGUUGGAACAUCUGUUCCAUGUGAAAGGUUUUUUGUUGCGGGAAAUAUUGCUACUGACGAAAGGAGUCGUUUAGAUCCUGAGUGA
Messenger RNA from Microplitis demolitor, 1377 nucleotides. RefSeq lists its product as uncharacterized. The transcript is spliced from 4 exons. The record is from RefSeq and is a predicted model, not a curated record. Gene Ontology annotation, molecular function: DNA binding; protein dimerization activity. Lineage: Eukaryota; Metazoa; Arthropoda; Insecta; Hymenoptera; Braconidae. The coding region runs from base 1 to 1377 and encodes 458 amino acids.